AUGUCUGCUUCACGUGCGCUAAUUAUGAUGCUCUUCGGGUUCAGGGUGUCCAUUCAUUACUUCCUUAUUUUAGCUUUAUCUAUCUAUAAAGCUUAUAUAAGGAAUGAGAAAGGUCUUAAAGAAGACACGGGCAUCCCCAAGAAGAUUGAUAUAGAUAUAGAAACAGAAGAAAGCGAAGCGGAUAUUAAAAGAUUACUAACCAAUAAUACUAAAGACAAUUUCAAAGAAAUCAUUAUAUGCACCAAUGCUUCUCCAAUACGAAGCAAAGUUGGACGUGAUUAUCUAUGCUGUUUUUGUACAGAUAGAUUCAAGGAUCCCGCUAAAUUAAAGGAACACUCUCGUAAACACUUGGCCAGGUUAGAUAAAGACCAACGCAACGAACGAAUUUUAAAGCAAGUAAUUGAUGGAAAGAACCGCAUGCCGUUCAUCAAAUUAGAUAUAACAAAUUUGACUUGUAAACUAUGUGGAAUGUUAAUUAAGACUUUGGAGGAACUUUUGCAACACCUCGUUGAAAUUCAUAAGCGAAUAAUGCACCUGAAUAUAAAGAAUCUAAUAAUCCCUUUCAAGUUUGAGACUGAAGAGAUGGUUUGUUGCGUUUGUUCCAAGGAGUUUGCGUCUUUCAAAUGUUUGGUUGAACAUAUGAAUACGCACACGACGAAUUUUGUUUGCGAUCUCUGUUCAGCCACCUUCAUCGCUAUGGACAGACUGAAAUCUCACAUAAAAUUGAGGCACGCAUUAGGCGAGUUCAAAUGCAACUUUUGCCCGAAAAUAUUUAACAUGAAGGUGAAAUUAUACCAACACGAACGGAGGAUGCACAGGAAGGCGAAUGAAGUCAAAAAAUGUGAUUACUGCGAUGAGAAUUUCGAAACGCAAUGGGCGAAGCAAAAGCAUCAGUUCAAAUUUCACGGAGUCACAGUUUCCGUUUUAAAAAAGGUUACGUGCGACUUAUGUGUUCGUGAAUUUCCCAAUGUGGGUACUUAUAAGACGCAUUUUAGACGGUUUCAUCUGUUGGAGAAGAGCCACCAAUGUGAAUAUUGUAAAAUGAGGUUUUUUGAUAUCCGCCAAUUGCAAAUACACAUAGUCAAACAUACAGGAGAGAAGAAUUAUCAAUGUGAUUUAUGUAUGAAGGCUUUCGCGCUAAAGAAGUCUUUAAGAAAGCAUUUGAUUAAGUUUUCAUGUCGUCGGUAA
Messenger RNA from Pieris macdunnoughi, 1188 nucleotides. The record is from the annotation of a GenBank genome assembly. NCBI's taxonomy places the organism in Eukaryota, Metazoa, Arthropoda, Insecta, Lepidoptera, Pieridae.